Anolis sagrei ordinatus is the source of this 2962-nucleotide messenger RNA. RefSeq names its product dapper homolog 3. Lineage: Eukaryota; Metazoa; Chordata; Lepidosauria; Squamata; Anolidae. Gene Ontology annotation, cellular component: cytoplasm. The record is from RefSeq and is a predicted model, not a curated record. Gene Ontology annotation, biological process: negative regulation of canonical Wnt signaling pathway.
GCGCUGCUGCUGGGGUCGUCUUUGGCGGCGGCGGCGGCGAGAGGGCGGAGGAGGAUGCUGCGCGCCGCCUCGUUCCCAUCCUCGUCGAGCCCCGAGCGGGGGCGGCUCCGCGGCUGGAUGGAGGGCACGCUGGCCGGGCUGUGCGAGCUGGCGCUGCUCCGGGAGAGGCAGGAGAGGAGGGUCCGGCAGGCGCUGCGGAUGCGCCCCGGGAAGAAGCCUGGCCGGGAACGCGCACGAGACCCCGCCGGCGCCGAGGAGCAGCAGCCCCGGGAGGACGAGGAGGAGGACGAGGAGGAGCAGGCGGACAUCCUCCCAGGCUUGAUGUGGGAACUGGAGCAACAGUUGGGUUUAUUGCGUCUGAAUCCGGAGAAGGCGCCUGGAGAGGCGGCAGAGACGGACAGCUGGCCCAGUUCAGGGUCCUACUCCCGGAUCAUCGGCCGCCCGGAGUCCCGCCUCGGCUUUGCCAAUGAGCGUCCCAAGUCCGUAGGCGACGUGGCAAACAGCAGCAAAGAUGGCACCAGCCGAGGCACCGUGCCACGUUCCUUCUCGGCCCCGUACUCCACCUCCCAGGACUACCCGGAAGACUCCAUGUCAGGCCGCUACCCGCCGGACCCGUUCCUGUACCCGAGCCCCCUCCACGCGGUGGCCCUGCAGAACUCCUUGCUCCGGAGCCACCUCUACGAAGACUCCGCUUUCGCCUCGGCAGCCUCCCAAGCCUUGGCGUACCCUUCUGACCAAGAGGGCUAUGCUGACGACUUCCCCUUCUACGAAGAGGCGGCUUCCCACUGCCACAAAGUGGAGAGCUACAUCUCGCGCCUCAUCCGCCGACGCAGCCAGCUCGUCCGGGGCAGCAAACCGCGCACGAGUUUGGGCUCGGAGUCCAACGUGGUCCGGCAGAAUAGUCUCUGCAAGAGGCCUUUGGAGUUGUUACCACCGCCGCAAAGCGAACGUAAGCACCCGCCGUCCGUGGAAAGAGGGAGCAGCACACCAUCGCCUUGUGGACACGAAGGAGGGACGUCUGCGGCUGCACGAAUCUGGUCGUCGUGGGAUGCUGCUGCGGAGAGGACACUAUCUGCUAAAGUUGUUGAUGAUUAUAGCCCUCCACCUCCAUCCAGCCUCAAAAAAGCCCCCAAGCUCCAAGCUCUGGCCCACAUGCGGUCACCCUCGGCAGAUCAGUACGAGGCGUAUCCGUCAUCCCCUUUGCCAGAUAGAGAAGCCGCCAACGUGCAGGACUCGUACGAUGCCGAGGAAGGAGCCUGCUUGAUGGUGAAGGCCCAGUAUAUCCCAGCACAGCAGCCCUCCAGGGUCCAGCAGGCCCACCACCGUCCAGGCAAAAAGAAGCCCCCUCCGCUCACAAAGGGACGCUCAGUGGAACUGUCCCCGGAAAGGGUUCCUCUGUUGCCAAGGGAGCGUUCGCGAGUUACCGGACCCCCGAAGAAGUGCCGCUUCACCGAAGAUGGAAGUGGCGACGUUCGGAAAGCAUCUGGGAGAAAAAGCUCACCCCGUUCUCGGAAAGCCGCUCGAUCCCAGUCGGAGAACAGCCUCCUGAACAAACCGGGGGUCAAGUACGGGACGGCCGAACGCCACGAGGAAGCGGCGGCGAAACCGUCCCGACAACGCCGUCCUCACAUCGGCAACACGGCGAGCGGCUGCCGUAAAUGGCGCUCGACGGCAGAGAUUUGCCAAGAAGAGUUGUCUCCAGGAAACGUGGCGGAGGCAAGUCAUGUUCCACGGGGAAUGACGCCAAUCGGGUACGCUUACAACACCGGGAGUGACUCCGAGUGUCCGCCCGAACCGCCUCGGCAAGCCCCGACGUGCCGCAUGGAAGAAGGCUUAGUCUACGGAGACAGCGAGUCCAGCGUCAGUGACGGGGACUCACCACCCGCUUACAGCAGUGGGGCCUCCAGCGACACGGAUGAGAGUGGUGGCCUGGUGUGGCCCCAGCAGCUCUCCCCGCAACUCGUGUCGGCUUCCGGGCCGGGGAAGACGGUCGGCGGGCAGCCCAAGGUCUUCGUCAAGAUCAAGGCCUCCCACGCUCUCAAGAAGAAGAUCAUGCGUUUCCGGUCUGGGUCCCUCAAAGUCAUGACCACAGUGUAAGGGGAGUCCCAGUGGCCAUUCGCAUCUACAUCCCUUCUUUUGUGGCUGAAAGUUUCCCCCCGCAAAUGUUAUCCCCUGCAUUCCCUUCCCAGCAUUAACCCCACAGACCAGUGGUUGCCAGUCUUUGGUCCUCCAGGAUCCUCAAUCGUUGGCCAAGGCAUAUGAGGCUUUUGAUGGAUAAAGUCCAAAAUUCCUGGACGACUACAGUUUGGGAAUCAAGUAGUUUCCAACAUUUAAUCUUCCACUUGUUUGGGGCCCCACGGACCAGUGGCUGCCAGUCUUUGGUCCUCCAGAAUCCCCAAUCAUUAGAAGCGGAGGCUUCUGGGAGUUGAAGUCCAAAACACUUGGAGGACUAGAUCUUGGGAAUCAACUCAUAGUGGUUGCCAAACUUUAGUCUUCCAGGUCUUUGAAAUCCCAGAAGUCCCAUCCAUCUUGUCCAAUUGUAGGGAAUUCUGGGAACUGUAGUCCCAAACAUCUUAGAGGACCAAAGCUUAGUCUGAUCAGCUUCACUGCCCUUGACAAGAGCCGGGGAUGUUGGGUAUCCUAGUCCUUGUCUCCCCAGCUGCACGAAAAAUGUGUCUUUCUUGUUCAUCCUGGGUUUUUUUGGACUCUGACUUCCAGAAUCCCCCUUCUACCAGCAAUUCUGAGAGGGUUCCGGAAAAAAAAGUUGCAAACUUUUCUUUUCCAUGCUUCUUUUUAAUGGAGAGGUUAUUUAUUAUGGGUUUUUGUACAGCCAACUUCUAAGGAGCCCACCUUUUUGGGUAUCAACGCUCCGGACCCAGAAUCCAAUCCAUGCCGUCGGUCUUGUAGUUUGAUACGGAUGUUCCUUCUUCUGUGUUUGUAAAUAAAAUUGGGUGUUUUUUUC